This is a messenger RNA of Orussus abietinus, 4347 nucleotides long. RefSeq names its product WD repeat-containing protein 35 (gene Oseg4). Gene Ontology annotation, biological process: non-motile cilium assembly; protein localization to cilium; intraciliary retrograde transport. Gene Ontology annotation, cellular component: intraciliary transport particle A; non-motile cilium. The transcript is spliced from 2 exons. Gene Ontology annotation, molecular function: protein binding. Bases 363 to 3926 code for a protein of 1187 amino acids. The record is from RefSeq and is a predicted model, not a curated record. Lineage: Eukaryota; Metazoa; Arthropoda; Insecta; Hymenoptera; Orussidae.
AAUCAAGCACCAUCUACUGGUAGGUUGAGUUACCUUCAUCCUUGAAGUUAAAAUAACUCCCGCUAGAGCUUCACUUUUUCUCAUUGUACAGACUUCUACGGAUCUCUUAAUUCAUUGUUUCAAGCAGACGCGAGGUAAACAAAUAUGGCGCAUAAAUAAUUCAUUUUGGUUUGUUCAGGCUUCUUUUUCUCACAGAAUGGGAGAAAGAGCCGUUAUACACUGUUUCCAUUCUGCUAGGCUGGAAGAGACGGUGUUGAAGAUCUCCCGGAGUUUAUUGUCGAACCGUUAUUAUACUCGGUUACGGAUGUGAUACGGACGGACAAAUUAUUUGUUAGUAGAGGAAGGAACUAAAGGGAACAAACAUGUUCGUAUACCUGAGCAAGAAAAUUGCGAUACCGAACAAUUUCCGUUUAAAUUGCAUUGCUUGGAAUCAGAAACAAGGUUUCAUAGCGGUCGGAGGAGAGGAUGGAUUGCUGAAGGUUCUCAGAGUUGACUCCAACGUUGGAGCACAAAGUGCAGGAGGAAAGGGCUCAAGUUUAGGCGGUAGUAAUUUAAGUAUGAACCAAACUUUGGAAGGUCACAAUGGUCACGUUCAAGUAGUAACAUGGAACGAAGAACAUCAGAAACUGACUUCAAGCGAUCAAAAUGGUGUUAUUAUCGUAUGGAUGCUGUAUAAAGGGUCAUGGUACGAGGAAAUGAUAAAUAAUCGUAACAAGUCGGUUGUGAAAGGAUUGGCAUGGAGUCAAGAUGGUCAGAAGAUUUGUAUCGUUUACGAAGAUGGCGCCGUUAUAGUAGGUGCAGUCGACGGCAAUAGAAUCUGGGGUAAAGAGCUGAAAAACACUUCUCUUAGCGGAGUGCAGUGGUCUCCCGAUGGUAAGCUCCUAUUGUUUGGCUUAAAAACCGGCGAAGUUCAUCUAUACGACGAUCAAGGUAUACUUUUAACAAAAUUGAACAUGGUGUCUUUAAGUCCUGCACAUCCGCAGACAAUAGUCGCCAUACACUGGUACAACGGCAGGAAUGGAUAUAUCGCAACGGAUUGUCCAAGUUUGGCUAUUUGUUAUCAAUGUGGGAGAGUUCAAUUGAUGAGAGACGAAAGUGACACCAAUCCAGUGAUAUUAGAGACUGGAAUGACUGCCGUGUGGUGCGCCUGGAAUACUUACGGGUCGUUACUGGCAGUAACUGGCAUUAUGCCGCUAAUAACUAAUGGAGAAUCCAAGGAUUCUAAUGUAAUUCAAUUUUAUACUCCAUUUGGUGAACACGCGAGAACAUUGAGAGUGCCAGGGAGGGAAGUGACCUGCUGCACGUGGGAAGGAGGGUCUUUGCGCGUUGCUCUGUCCGUCGACUCCCACAUUUACUUUGCUAAUAUUCGUCCCGAUUAUAAAUGGACGUACUUCAGCAAUACGGUAGUAUUUGGUAGCGAGAGGAUAAGCAAAGAUGGAAUAUGCGUCACUUUUUGGAAUACUGGCAACAAUUCAUGCUAUACCAAGUACGUUCGAACAUUAAUUUCUAUGGCAUCGCAAGGUGACCACUGCGUUCUGGCAGUUAGAAACGAACCCAUGCAAGCAUCCGAGCAGUUUGCGUUAUUGGUCUGCAAUGCCAUCGCUACUCCUAUCGAUACCAAAUUUUUGGACAUAGAACCGUUAUGGUUGACGAUGACUGGCAAUACGGUUAUCGCAGCGUCCAAGAAUAAUUUUAUAUUGUGGAACUUCCGUACACCUCGCAUUUCGGCAUUGAAUGCGGGGAGGACUCGCCGCGAUAAAAUUUAUCACAUCGACGAUACCCCAACAGGAGUCACAGAAGUAAUCCAGGACUUGGACAGAGAUCGGGCAUUCGAAACUCCUACUAACACCAAGGCUACCAUGGAUCCGAUUUGCUGUUUGUGUGCGACUGAGAAGAUCCUGCUUAUUGGAAGAGAAUCUGGAAUGAUUCAACGGUAUUCUUUACCCCAAGUAACGCUUACGAACAGAUACAGCAUCGUCAGUAGACCCAAUAAAAUAGCGAUCAAUUGUAAUUCUUCGAGAGCAAGCAUUAUGGACACUUCUGGUAUCUUGACGAUGUUGGAUUUUGACCCCCAGAAAAGCAUGAGUUCCGGGGACUGCGAGGAUGUCGGUAAAUUUGAGAGGAAAGACGUAUGGGCUAUGUGUUGGGCACAGGAUAAUCCAACGUUGCUGGCAAUUAUGGAGAAGACGCGAAUGUACGUUUUGAGGGGUCUGGACCCUGAAGAGCCAAUAUCCUGUUCUGGCUACAUUUGCUCUUUUCACGACUUAGAGAUUCGCUGCGUUCUGUUGGACGAACUCGCUCAGAGACCGGACGAUCCUCGCCCGGAAUCGAUAGUCAACCUCGAGGUAAAAUCUCUCAGAGAUACGAGGGAGUUGUUAGCCAAAGUCGGUCUGAAGGAAGCUAACAAUUUUAUACAGGAUAAUCCUCAUCCCAGACUGUGGCGUUUGCUGGCGGAAUCGGCGUUGAAGCACCUCGACUUGGAGACCGCAGAAAAUGCCAUGGUCAGAUGCACCGAUUACUUGGGGAUCCAGUUUAUCAAACGUCUACACAACGUGCACAAUGACCAGCUGAAGAAGGCCGAAGUGGCAGCUUUCCUCGGCAACUACGACGAAGCUGAGAAGCUUUAUUUGGAUCUAGAUCGUCGAGAUCUAGCCAUCUCGUUGCGCCAAAAGUUGGGGGAUUACUUCCGAGUUCUUCAGCUUAUGAAGAUGGGUAUCGGAGGAUCCGACAAGCAGAUGGAGCAUGCCUAUAAUAAAAUAGGUGACUUCUUCGCGGAACGCCAGAACUGGGAAGGUGCAAAGGAAUAUUACGAAAAGGGUAGAAACUUGGAGAAGCUAACGCAGUGUUAUUAUAAACUCGAAGAGUACAGUGAACUAGCUGCGACUGUGGAUCAGCUGGCAGACAAGAGUCCAGUUCUGAAGACGGUGGCAAGGAUGUUAGCAUCGGUGGGUAUGUGUUCUCAAGCUGUCGCGGCAUACAUCAAGUACGGAGACGUCAAGCAAGCGGUAGACACGUGCGUUCGUUUAAAUCAUUGGGACCAAGCCUUGGACUUGGCGAAGACCUACAAAAUGGCACAGAUCGGUGAACUGCUCAACAAGUAUGCCAAUCAUCUUCUGUCGAAUGGUAAGCGAUUACAAGCUAUAGAGCUUUUCAGAAAAGCAAAUUAUCAUCUGGAGGCUGCCAAACUGCUGCUCGAGCUUGCCGAAGACCAAGCCAAGACCAGGACCAAUCCCCUGAGGGUGAAGAAGAUCUACGUACUCGCGGCAUUGUUGAUCGAAGACCACAUAAAUAUUACACCAGCUGUCAAGGGGGCCCGAAGCAACGUCGUCAUGGGCUUGACGGAGAGCAACGAAGAUGCCAGGGUCAUCGAGAAGGCAUGGCAAGGGGCAGAGGCUUACCAUUUCCUUUUAUUGGCACAUCGACAACUUUACGAAGGCAAUUUUGAGGCUGCGACAAAGACUGCUCUUAGGCUCAGAGAGUACGAGGAGAUCUUAGAGUCGGAGGACAUCUAUUGUCUCUUGGCAUUGGCCAGCUGCGUAAGUAAGGCAUUUGCUACUUGUUCCAAGGCUUUCAUUAAACUCGAAGCUUUGGAGAAGAUCUCCGAAGGCAAACGAGAGAAGUACGAAGAGCUUGCACUGAAUAUUUUUACCAAGUAUAGUCCUAAGAAUUCAAGUAAUACUAAAGCCGAGUGCGUUAACUGUGAGACCAUGGUACCUGAUUGGUGUGUCGUUUGUCCUAACUGUACGUCAAGGUUUCCUGCUUGCAUCGUUUCUGGAAAACCUUUAAUGGAUCUCAGAAAUGCCUGGAUAUGCGUAGUGUGCAGACAUCACGCUGCCACGGACAGAGAUGUCGUUAACGUCAAUGCAUGUCCUUUGUGUCAUAGUACAAUCACGCAGAUACAAUUGCCGAUUAGAGUUUCGGGAUAGUCCACAGGGCAUCAUCGAAGCACCCGAUGCACAAGAUUUUAUCUACAGUUUUUCAAAAAUCCACCCUUUCGUUCCUUCGAUCCUUAGUCGUAUUUCCUUUACGCGUUAAGGUUGCGUAUCGGUAGACAACUCACUUUCGUUCUCGUCUUUUUCGCUUUUCGAAAGUAGUCCCUAAUUUACGUCGAUCUCUUUCUCAAUUACAAAGACUGCUAGGUUUCUAUUAUACGUGGAGCGUACAUUUAAUUAUCAGCCUUUAAGAGGGACAGUAGUAUAGUUUUUAAUUGUAUCACCGAUCGAUUUUACUUAUGCUUAAUACUUUUAGUACAAAGGCAACUGCAUCCGUCCGUCCACAUUUCCAUUGGGAUAUUUAUAUGGAUCUAAGACUGUAAGUUUUAAUCCGAAUAAACGCACGUUUAAUUCG